AUGCGCGCGUCCGUUCCCUUCCGGCUCGCACAGCUGCGCCCGCGUGUGCAUGUGCAGAAACGCUUCGCGUCGAGCACACCCGGCGGAGGCUUCAACGUGAACACGGCGGAGGCGCAGAAGAAGGCCGAGGAGGCGGUGGCCGCGGCGGGCAAGAGGCUCGGGCAGGCGGUGGAGGUGGGCAAGAAGUACAUGGGCCCCGUCGGCGAGAAGGCUGGGAGUAUGCUCGGGUCCUACCGAGAGCCUCUCCUGUACAAUCUCUCCGUCGCACGCGAGUUUCUGAAGCAGGUCUACGUCGCGGAGCGCCUCCAGCCACCAACAUCGCUGCCCGUGUUCCAGCACGCGUACUCCACCCUCUGGUCGCGUGCGAGCAACCCCGCGUACUGGCGCGAGCUCGUGCGGUCGGGCGACUGGACAAAAGUCGGCGUGUAUGCGCUUGAGGCGUACGGUAUCUUCAAAAUUGGAGAGAUCAUUGGGCGGAGGAGUCUGGUCGGAUACAAAGUGGAAUGA
Molecule: messenger RNA, 507 nt
Organism: Fomitopsis serialis
Lineage: Eukaryota; Fungi; Basidiomycota; Agaricomycetes; Polyporales; Fomitopsidaceae
Product: mitochondrial ATP synthase g subunit-domain-containing protein
Exons: 3
Coding region: 1-507 (168 amino acids)
Biological process (GO): proton motive force-driven ATP synthesis
Molecular function (GO): proton transmembrane transporter activity
Source: RefSeq, a predicted model, not a curated record